Pneumocystis murina B123 is the source of this 1101-nucleotide messenger RNA. RefSeq names its product tRNA (5-methylaminomethyl-2-thiouridylate)-methyltransferase. The record is from RefSeq and is a predicted model, not a curated record. Gene Ontology annotation, biological process: tRNA wobble position uridine thiolation. Gene Ontology annotation, molecular function: sulfurtransferase activity. The coding region runs from base 1 to 1101 and encodes 366 amino acids. Gene Ontology annotation, cellular component: mitochondrion. The transcript is spliced from 4 exons. Lineage: Eukaryota; Fungi; Ascomycota; Pneumocystomycetes; Pneumocystales; Pneumocystaceae.
AUGUCAGGAGGUGUUGAUUCAAGUGUUGCUGCUGCUUUGUUAAAAAGUAAAGGAUUAGAUGUUGUUGGCAUUUUUAUUCGAAACUGGAUAGAAGAUAACAGUUUUUGCUCCUUUGAAAAAGAUUUUUUAGAUGUUCAAAGAGUUUCAAAAGUAUUAUCGAUGCCAGAGCCAUAUUAUGUUGAUUUUUCACGAGACUAUUGGAAUUUUGUUUUUCAGCCAGCUCUUGAUUCAUAUAAAAAUGGAUAUACUCCAAAUCCUGAUGUAAAUUGUAAUAGAUAUAUUAAAUUUGGAUCAUUGUUUGAAAAAAUUGAACAAAUAAUUCAAGAAAAAUAUUCAAAUUGCAACAAAUGGUGGGUCGCGACAGGUCAUUAUGCUACAGUUAAAACACAUAUCCCAACUAGUUCAUCACAUUUAUUACGUUCAAAAGAUAUGAACAAGGAUCAAUGUUUAUAUUUAUCAAGAGUUUCUCAAAGUUCUCUUCGUCGAACCCUUUUUCCUUUAUCAAAUUUUACAAAACCUGAAGUCCGUAAGAUUGCCAAGAAGUUUUCAUUACCAACGGCAGAUAAAAAAGAAUCACAAGGACUUUGUUUUGUAUCACCAAAUGCAGGGCGACAUUUUUCAAAUUUUUUAGCUAAUUAUCUUAAUCCUCAGAAAUUAACAUAUAUCGAUAUUUCUACAGGAGAUAUCCUUUCUGUUUCUUUUGAUAAAGGUAUAUGGAAUACUACUAUUGGUGAAUCUUCUAGAAUUUAUAUACCACAAGCAAAAAAUAAAAUUAAUGGAAAAUGGUUUGUUGCUGAUAAAAAUCCAUCAAAAGGUAUUAUAUAUUUAUGUAGAGGAUGGGAUAAUCCUGCCUUAAUGAAAAAUAUAAUAUAUUGCAAAUCAUGGCAUUGGAUAGAUUCAUCUUUAGAAGAAUAUGGUGAAGUUAUUGGACAACUAAGACAUAGACAAAAACCUCAAAAGUGCUAUAUAAGUAGAUAUAAAAACAAUAUGAUCAAAAUUGAAUUUGAAAAAAUGCAACGAGGAAUUGCACCUGGACAAAAUGUAGCUGUAUGGAAAGACAAAGUAUGUUUAGGUGGAGGUGUUAUACAUCAGGUAGAAUAG